GACAAUCCAGAUGAACAAGCAGCCCAGAUCAGACGAGAGCUGGACGGACGUCUCCAAAUGGCAGACCAAAUAGCCAGGGAACGCAAAUUUCCCAAGUUUGUAUCCAAAGAAAUGGAAAACAUGUACAUUGAGGAGCUGAAGUCAUCUGUCAACCUGCUAAUGGCCAACUUGGAGAGCAUGCCAGUGUCCAAAGGCGGGGAGUUCAAGCUGCAGAAACUCAAACGCAGCCACAAUGCUUCCAUCAUCGACAUGGGUGAGGAGAGUGAGAACCAGCUCUCCAAGUCAGACGUCGUGCUGUCUUUCUCCUUGGAGGUGGUGAUCAUGGAAGUCCAAGGCCUCAAAUCCUUGGCUCCAAACCGCAUUGUAUAUUGCACAAUGGAGGUGGAAGGAGGAGAGAAACUACAGACUGACCAGGCCGAGGCUUCUAAACCAACCUGGGGCACCCAGGGCGACUUCUCUACAACCCACGCACUGCCUGCUGUGAAGGUGAAGCUGUUCACAGAGAGCACAGGUGUCCUGGCCUUGGAAGACAAGGAGCUUGGGCGGGUUAUUCUCCAUCCCACCCCAAACAGCCCCAAACAGUCAGAGUGGCACAAAAUGGCAGUCUCCAAAAACUGCCCUGAUCAAGACCUCAAAAUCAAACUUGCUGUCCGAAUGGAUAAGCCUCAAAACAUGAAGCAUUCUGGGUAUUUAUGGGCCAUCGGUAAGAAUGUCUGGAAGAGAUGGAAGAAGAGGUUUUUUGUAUUGGUGCAGGUCAGUCAGUACACAUUUGCCAUGUGCAGUUAUCGGGAGAAGAAAGCGGAGCCUCAGGAACUUCUACAACUGGAUGGCUACACUGUGGAUUACACAGACCCCCAGCCAGGAUUGGAGGGUGGCCGAGCCUUCUUCAAUGCAGUCAAGGAAGGAGACACCGUGAUAUUUGCAAGUGACGAUGAACAAGAUCGCAUCCUGUGGGUCCAGGCCAUGUAUCGGGCCACGGGGCAGUCACACAAGCCUGUGCCCCCGACCCAAGUCCAGAAACUUAACGCCAAGGGAGGGAAUGUGCCUCAACUAGAUGCCCCCAUCUCUCAAUUUUCUGGACUGAAGGACGCAGAUAGAGCUCAAAAACAUGGCAUGGAUGAAUUUAUCUCUUCCAACCCCUGUAACUUUGACCACGCUUCCCUCUUUGAGAUGGUACAACGCCUUACUUUGGAUCACAGACUUAAUGAUUCCUAUUCUUGCCUGGGCUGGUUCAGUCCUGGCCAGGUGUUUGUACUAGACGAGUAUUGUGCCCGAAAUGGAGUACGAGGGUGUCACCGACAUCUCUGCUACCUCAGAGACUUGCUUGAACGUGCAGAAAAUGGCGCCAUGAUUGACCCCACCCUUCUUCACUACAGCUUUGCCUUCUGUGCAUCCCACGUCCAUGGGAACAGUCAACAAAUGCAUGUGUACCUUAGUGGGCUGCCACCAAAUACAGACCCCGAAGGGAGCAAAGCUCCCUCCCCAUCUGAACCAGAGGCUAAAAAAGAUACCAGAAAGGAAUCCAAAAAGAGAAAAGAUUACAAAACCCAAGCAAACCAAGAACCCAAAAGGCCCGAUGGAAUAGGAACUGUGACUGUUGAAGAAAAGGAACGCUUUGAAGAAAUCAAAGAGAGACUUCGAGUUCUGUUGGAAAACCAGAUUACACAUUUUAGGUAUUGCUUUCCAUUUGGUCGACCUGAAGGUGCUUUAAAAGCUACUCUCUCACUCUUGGAAAGGGUUUUGAUGAAAGAUAUUGUUACCCCAGUGCCACAAGAGGAGGUAAAAGCAGUCAUCCGUAAAUGUCUGGAGCAGGCUGCUUUAGUCAACUAUUCUCGGCUCUCAGAAUAUGCCAAAAUCGAAGAGAAUCAGAAGGAUGCAGAAAAUGUAGGCCGAUUAAUCACUCCUGCCAAAAAGCUUGAAGACACAAUACGUCUUGCUGAACUAGUCAUUGAAGUUCUUCAACAAAAUGAGGAGCACCACGCAGAGGGGAAAGAGCCACAUGUUGAUAAAGGAGAAGCCUUUGCGUGGUGGUCAGACUUAAUGGUGGAGCACGCGGAGACGUUCCUGUCACUCUUUGCGGUGGACAUGGAUGCAGCCUUAGAGGUGCAACCCCCAGACACAUGGGACAGUUUUCCAUUGUUUCAGCUGCUGAAUGAUUUUCUCCGUACUGACUAUAAUUUAUGCAAUGGAAAAUUUCACAAACAUCUGCAAGACCUGUUUGCCCCACUUGUUGUUAGAUAUGUGGAUCUGAUGGAGUCCUCAAUUGCACAAUCCAUUCACAGGGGCUUUGAGCGGGAAUCAUGGGAACCAGUCAAGAGUUUAACCAGUAACCUACCCAAUGUGAACCUACCCAAUGUGAACCUUCCCAAAGUACCAAAUCUACCAGUUAACAUCCCUCUAGGCAUCCCACAAAUGCCUACUUUUUCGGCACCGUCAUGGAUGGCUGCUAUAUAUGAUGCGGAUAAUGGAUCAGGUACCUCAGAAGAUCUGUUCUGGAAACUUGAUGCCCUUCAGACCUUCAUUCGGGACUUGCACUGGCCCGAGGAAGAGUUUGGAAAGCACCUGGAACAACGGCUGAAGUUGAUGGCAAGUGACAUGAUUGAGUCUUGUGUCAAAAGAACCAGGAUUGCAUUUGAAGUUAAGCUGCAAAAAACCAGUCGAUCAACAGAUUUUCGAGUCCCACAGUCAAUAUGCACCAUGUUUAAUGUUAUGGUUGAUGCCAAAGCUCAAUCAACAAAACUUUGCAGCAUGGAAAUGGGCCAAGAGUUUGCUAAAGAGUGGCAUCAAUAUCAUUCAAAAAUAGAUGAACUAAUUGAAGAAACUGUUAAAGAAAUGAUAACACUCUUGGUUGCAAAGUUCGUUACUAUCUUGGAAGGUGUCCUGGCAAAAUUAUCCAGAUAUGAUGAAGGAACUUUGUUUUCUUCUUUUCUGUCAUUUACCGUGAAGGCAGCUUCCAAAUAUGUGGAUGUCCCUAAACCCGGGAUGGACGUGGCCGAUGCCUACGUGACUUUCGUCCGCCAUUCUCAGGAUGUCCUGCGUGAUAAGGUCAAUGAGGAGAUGUAUAUAGAAAGGUUAUUUGAUCAAUGGUACAACAGCUCCAUGAACGUGAUCUGCACCUGGUUAACAGACCGGAUGGACUUACAGCUUCACAUUUAUCAGUUGAAAACACUAAUUAGGAUGGUAAAGAAAACCUAUAGAGAUUUCCGAUUGCAAGGAGUCCUGGACUCCACCUUAAACAGCAAGACCUAUGAGACCAUCCGGAACCGUCUCACUGUGGAGGAGGCCACAGCAUCAGUGAGCGAAGGUGGGGGCCUCCAGGGGAUCAGCAUGAAGGACAGCGAUGAGGAAGAUGAAGAAGAUGAUUAGACCAUUCGGUCCCAGGGUCCACUGGGACAGAGUCCUGUAAUCAGUGCAUGUCCUUAGUCUGUUAGUUAACCCCAUUAGGGAAUUUUCUGUCAACUACCAUGCCCAUGAGAUGUUUCCCAAUACAAUUGCCAUUUUAGCUAUGUGGUACCAAGAUUAGCAAAUGACCUUCAAAUCUACUGAUUUCCUGAUUUCCAUGUCUAUAUGUUUACAAUCAAUAUGGAGCACCAUUCUUUAAAUACUGUUCAUGGAGAAUACAUAAUCCAACUGCUAGGCGUAUCCCUGUUAUCAGCAAAGAUAAACGAUGCUUCACUCAUGUACUGUGUAUGCAUUGAUGGUAAAUGGAUGUGAGGGCGAGUAUACCAAGUAGGAUCACAUCUUUGUUUCACGUAUGUGGAUGCCAGUUAUUUAAAUGAGCACAUAAAUUAAUAUUUAAUUAAAACACAUAGAUCUGCUUUGUUUUUUGAAAAACAAAAGGCAAGUUCCCAGCAACCAACUUUGGAUUCUUUCUGUUCCCAUAAAACUAAAAAAUGAACCCCUUGUGUCUUUGUUAACCCAUCCUUUCAUUUAUUCAUAUAAUUAGCCAAAAAAGGAUGGCUACAUACCAAUGGAUUGAUUCUCUUAAUUGCCACAGCAAGGGGACGAUCCUAUCAUGACUUAGCAUCAAGCACAGUUCAGAACAACUGUCUCCUGUCAAAGGUUAUCCUCUCAAAUGUCACAUUUUGCUUUUAUGUUUCAAUAACUGUGUAUGUAAAAAACAAAUAUUUAAAUUACAAUCUUAGACUAAAAAUGUGUUUAUAAUAAGAUAUGGAUAUUUCCUUCAGUAGAUUGUAACCAUAAUUUAAAUUAUUUUGUUCCACACUGUUUUUUAUAUCUGUCAUGUACAUUGCAUUUUGACCUGUAACUGCACGACCCUGGGGUUCGCUGCAGAGCUGUUUCUUUCCGUGUAAAGUAGUGGAUCCAUCUUGCUUUUGCCUUAUAUAAAGCCUACAGUUAUGAAAGUGUGGGAAACUGUGGCUUCUCAAUAAAUAACUAUUCCAUUGUCCUAAGAAUA
This is a messenger RNA of Carlito syrichta (Philippine tarsier), 4417 nucleotides long. It is a transcript of the gene CADPS, whose product is annotated as calcium dependent secretion activator. Gene Ontology annotation, biological process: dense core granule exocytosis; positive regulation of exocytosis; synaptic vesicle exocytosis. The transcript has 31 exons. The record is from RefSeq and is a predicted model, not a curated record. Gene Ontology annotation, cellular component: glutamatergic synapse. Bases 58 to 3366 code for a protein of 1102 amino acids. NCBI's taxonomy places the organism in Eukaryota, Metazoa, Chordata, Mammalia, Primates, Tarsiidae.